AUGUACGGUGUAGCAGCCCGACUACCAGGUGCAAUAGUCUCCACGCGUGAUUUCUUACACAUCAAGCGUGUUCUGGAGUACCAACUCAAGAACCAUAUGAGCAAAUAUGAACCAUCGAUACAAACACUCCAAGCGCUGACUUUAAUACAUUUGACGCUUGAGCUUCAGUGUGAAGGUCUUGAGGGAGUCGAGACAUGGCCCCUUAGGCUUGCUGCUGCAGUUAGGAUGGCUUUUGAACUCCGUUUACACCGGAAAGAAACAUAUGCUCACGAACACCCUCUCACGCAAGAAAUGAAACGCCGCCUUUUCUGGGCCAUCUUUGCCAAGGACCGUUGGACCAGUACCGGCAAAGGCUACCCCCUCAUGAUCGAUAUGUCUGAUAUUAAUGUCGACCUCCCCUCUCCUCAUGACAUUGAUAAUCCCACCGCCCCACCUCACGAAUACUUCGUCGAGCUCAUCCAGCAAGCAAUUGCCCUAGGUCGUAUACACCCCGUCUGUUUUCGCGCGGACCGUUUCGCACAUGUCACACCCGCACAAUUCCGUCUCGUUGAACAAGAAGUCGCUCAUUUGGGCCAGCGAAUUAGAGCUCACGCUCACAUAUGGUCGCCCAUCACCUUGGCACAUCUUGAAAUCAAUUACGCUACUAUAAGGCUACUUUUUUACGGGCCAUUUUUCAAACCUACAACUGAUGCUGAGGCUGCGCUUUUCUCAGAGUUAAUCCCGAAUGCAUCGGAUAUGAGAGUCUUACUUGCCAACGAUUCUGUCAGGGCGUUAGGAUACACGAGUAAGGAUUUAUUGUUGACUGGUCCGAGUAUCUGGGGGAUAAUGUUUUAUGCUCAAGUCCGAUGUUUCCUGGUGGCUUUGAGUAUUAAGCAUGACCCCAUCACAGACUAUGAUGACGAGCUGAGAAGUGCGGCGGGAAACGCAGUGGAAAAGGUGGGUGACAUUGCGAAGUUCAUGUGUGAGGACAAAAAAUGGUCUUUCAUGAUAUUAUCAGGUACUUUAGCGAUUUUCACUAAGAGAGUUGCGGAGGAUAAGGAUGCUGUAAAAAGGUUGUCUGUUGGAGGAGAAGGGAAACCGGGGAGGAAGGGAAGUGGCGGAAGGAAGAGAAGGGCGGUGGAUACAGGCGAGGGCGAAGUAAUUGAUGGGAGAAAAAAGAGGGACAUGGUGAUACAGACCGCUGGAUUGGGGUUCGUUACUGGUGUUCGCAGUGUAGACUCUGAUUCGACGGUAGAUUUCAAAGGUGAGACACCAACGCCAGUACAGAUGGCUAGUAAUGGGGAUUUUGGAAAUUGGGAUUUGGGGAAUGAUUAUAGUGAGGACAUUGACUGGCAAGAAUGGGAUAUGAUGUUUUCUGGCAUUGCUUAG
Molecule: messenger RNA, 1368 nt
Organism: Morchella sextelata
Lineage: Eukaryota; Fungi; Ascomycota; Pezizomycetes; Pezizales; Morchellaceae
Exons: 2
Coding region: 1-1368 (455 amino acids)
Biological process (GO): DNA-templated transcription
Molecular function (GO): DNA binding; zinc ion binding
Source: RefSeq, a predicted model, not a curated record